CAAGAUUUGCACAGGUUUACUAAAAUUGGUACGUGAAGUGAGAGGGAGCAUCAAUGGACGAGCCGAAACCCGUGCCCCAGAGCAGGAAGAGACCUCUUCCACAUUCUCCCUAUUACAAGAUGCGUCAACUUCUCAAAGACCUUCGCCCCCAUUUCAUCGACGUGCUUAAGACCCCUGACUUUCGAAAUUGCCAAGCAGCUGAUGAAAUCCGUCAAGGGAUGAAACUUCUGAUGGAACUAAUACUAUACCAAGAGACGACAGAAAAGGCUGUUAAGCUGGAAAAAUGCAGCAACAGUGACAAUGUCGAUGCCAAGAAAGCAGUGAAACCUGUUGACAAUCCUCUGCUGGACGAUGUUAUGUCUGCCCUGCCUCCAGAAACUCAGGAACAAAGAACAGUCAUCAUUGGGGGCUCUGCUUUCGGGUGGAACUUCAUAACGUGCCAUGGCAGAAGAGCUGUCUACUACGGGCGAACAAAAGAAGCUUUUCGGGCACUAAAUCCCAAGUCUAGCUGAAUAUGUAACUAAUGGUUGUAUAACGUGUGUUAGGUAAUGUACAAUUUAUGUCAAAAGCUACGUUUUGCAGGUUUCAAUCUUAAAUGUAGAGAAAAAUGUUGGAAAUUAGUAUUGAUGUAUUCUGCUUUCAUUCUUUGCAUAUCUUGUCAGCUCUAAUCCUCUACUCAUUAAUUACGUAUUAGAUAAAUAAUGCUUGACCUGUGUA
Salvia splendens (bonfire salvia) is the source of this 717-nucleotide messenger RNA. RefSeq lists its product as uncharacterized. The coding region runs from base 54 to 512 and encodes 152 amino acids. The record is from RefSeq and is a predicted model, not a curated record. Lineage: Eukaryota; Viridiplantae; Streptophyta; Magnoliopsida; Lamiales; Lamiaceae. The transcript is spliced from 3 exons.